AGACAUCUUCCCUGCCGCUUCCGGCGAUUUAUUAUACGGUCAUCCCAGAAAGAGGAAGGCAGGCCUGCCACGGAAGAGAGCCGGGAGCAUGCCGCCCAUGGUGCGCACGAGGAGCACCACCGCUGUCCCCGUCCACGCCGCUGGCGGCGGGGAGCUCCCGGACCCCGGCCGGGUUGUCCCGCUGUCCCCGUUCGACGCGUUCUGGGUGUCACUGCCCCCAGUCCGCCGCGUCUUCCUCUUCCGCUCCCUGCCCGGCGUCCCGUUCUCGGACGUCGUCGGCACCCUCAGGUCCUCACUCGCGCAAGUGCUCCCAGCCUUCCACCCCUUCGCCGGCUCACUCACGUACUCGCCGGACUCGCGCGCUGUGUCGAUCGUCCUCCCCGACGAGUGGGAGGGCUUCCCAUGCGGCGGCGUCACGUUCGUCGAGGCCGAGGCGGACCUCGAUUUCGAGCGGCUCGUUGAGGAGGCGGAAGAACACGACCAGGACGCUCUCGGACAGCUUGUCCCGGACAUCCGCCGCGACCAGCUCCCGGCGCCCGUGAUGGCUGCUCAGGUGACGGAGUUCGUCGGUAGCGGCGGUGGCGUGGCACUAGGGGUGGCCGUGCACCAUACUGCGGCGGACGGGCGUGGCAUUUGGCGGUUCUUGGAUAUGUGGGCGGCGACCGCGGCCGGUGUUGAGGAUGGAGGGGUACGGGCUGAGCCGGCACCGCUUCACGAUCGGAGGCUGGUGCAGUUCCACGGCGACGAAGAGCUCGUCAGGUUGUUCUUGCUGCAAGUUGCCCCGAACUUGCCCACGAUUGCUCCGAAGCAGGAUCCGGUGCUGGACACCCGGCGUCGCCUCAGCCGGCGAACCUUCACCUUCGCCGCGUCCGCGGUGCAGCGUCUCAAGCAGAGGCUCGCGUCCGCGGCGAACAUCGGCACGGCGCCAUCCACCUUCGCCGCCCUGGCGGCGCACGGGUGGGUGUCCAUCGCGCGCGCCAGCGGCUUCGCCGACGACGCCCCGGUGUACGUCGUCUUCCUCGCGGACUGCCGCGCCUACAUGUCGCCCCCGGUGCCGAACGCCUACGCCGGCAACUGCGUCGCGCUCUGCACGGCCUCGCUGAGCGGUUCGGUGCUCUCGGGGCCGGACGGGCCCGCGCGGGCGCUCCUGGCUGUCAGGGAGGCCGUCGCGGAGGCGAAGCGCGACCCGCUCCGCGACCGCGCACGGUGGUUGGCAAAGUUCAUGGCCAUCCCGCCCGGCCGCGCGGUCGUCCUGGUGGGGUCGCCGUGGUUCCCCGCGUACGGGCUGGACUUCGGGUUCGGGAGGCCGGCGAGGGUGGAGCUGGAGUCCAUGAACAACGACGGCGAGAUGGUGCUUGUCGCCGGGAGGGAGGCUGGCUCGGUGCAGGCGUCUGUGGCGAUUGCCGCGGGGAAGAUGCUGGCAUUCCGCGACAAGUUCAUGGUUGAAUGAGCAUCCGCGUACGACCGUGCUCUGGUGAUUUACUGAUUUUCAGUAAGUAGAUAUGCUGAAUAUAUGAUCUGCAAAUAAUCGAUAGUCUUAGGUCAAGAUAUGGCCUGGAGACUCUUGUAUGUAUGCUCAUGCAGCUCAUCUGUGAACCAUAUCCGAUCCAACAAUAGUCUGUAUUUCUUUUCUCUACGCGAAACAUGGGAUCUUUAUGCUGGGAGGUCCACCGGUGGAUUCGUACUAAA
Messenger RNA from Hordeum vulgare subsp. vulgare (domesticated barley), 1689 nucleotides. RefSeq names its product phenolic glucoside malonyltransferase 1-like. NCBI's taxonomy places the organism in Eukaryota, Viridiplantae, Streptophyta, Magnoliopsida, Poales, Poaceae. The record is from RefSeq and is a predicted model, not a curated record. Bases 89 to 1450 code for a protein of 453 amino acids. The transcript has 3 exons.